Daldinia decipiens is the source of this 438-nucleotide messenger RNA. Its product is annotated as 40S ribosomal protein S23. Gene Ontology annotation, biological process: translation. The coding region runs from base 1 to 438 and encodes 145 amino acids. Lineage: Eukaryota; Fungi; Ascomycota; Sordariomycetes; Xylariales; Hypoxylaceae. Gene Ontology annotation, molecular function: structural constituent of ribosome. The transcript is spliced from 2 exons. The record is from RefSeq and is a predicted model, not a curated record. Gene Ontology annotation, cellular component: cytosolic small ribosomal subunit; ribosome.
AUGGGUAAAGGAAAGCCUCGUGGACUUAACGCAGCCCGCAAGCUGCGACUGCACCGAAAGGAGCAGAAGUGGGCCGAUCUCGGAUACAAGAAGCGUGCUCUCGGUACCGCUUUCAAGUCGUCGCCGUUCGGUGGUUCUUCUCACGCCAAGGGUAUCGUCCUCGAGAAGGUCGGUGUCGAAGCCAAGCAGCCCAACUCUGCUAUUCGAAAGUGUGUCCGUGUCCAACUCAUCAAGAACGGAAAGAAGGUUACUGCUUUCGUCCCCAACGACGGUUGCUUGAACUUCGUAGACGAGAACGACGAAGUCCUGCUUGCUGGUUUCGGUCGCAAGGGCAAGGCCAAGGGUGAUAUUCCCGGUGUGCGAUUCAAGGUUGUCAAGGUUUCCGGUGUCGGUCUGCUAGCUCUAUGGAAGGAGAAGAAGGAGAAGCCGAGAUCAUAG